Molecule: messenger RNA, 2275 nt
Organism: Monomorium pharaonis (pharaoh ant)
Lineage: Eukaryota; Metazoa; Arthropoda; Insecta; Hymenoptera; Formicidae
Product: solute carrier family 25 member 44
Exons: 5
Coding region: 399-1388 (329 amino acids)
Biological process (GO): branched-chain amino acid catabolic process
Cellular component (GO): mitochondrion
Molecular function (GO): branched-chain amino acid transmembrane transporter activity
Source: RefSeq, a predicted model, not a curated record
GUGACAAUCUUGCCGAAUAGAUAGCCCAUAAUUUUUUAUACGACUUUUCACUAUCUCUGACAACUCUACAAUCGUGAAAUGUUGUGAAUGAAAGGGAACUCGUGUCAGGGAACACCAAGUGCUCGCUGAUGACACGCAACAGCUGACAUACCGAUUAUUAUGUUAUAAACACCGAAGGUUUCCUCCUCCUCCUGAUAACGCGCAAGGACGAACGCGAAGGAGAUUUCGAAGUAAAUCCACUCCGCGAUAGCGCAAUACAUCAUUACCAGCAGAAUUUUGGGCGUUAAUGCUCAUAACACACGGAUGAGAUAUGCGGCAUCAAAUUAGGUCAAAAUCUCCGCGAGUCUCUCUAUCUGAUUCACUUGUCGCUACGAGCCGCAUCUGCCCACGUUCGAGAGAUGUCCGCGGUAGAGGCAACGCCGUUCAUCCGUACCAUCGAGUGGGACAUGAUGGACAAGACCAAGUUCUUUCCACUCAGCAUGCUGUCUUCGUUCUCAGUCAGAUGUUGUCUGUACCCUCUGACAGUGAUCAAGACUCGCCUCCAAGUGCAAAGACAAAAUCACAUGUACAAUGGUAUGGUAGAUGCAUGUAGAAAAAUUUAUAAAGUGGAAGGCGUCUCGGGUCUUUAUCGGGGUUUCUGGAUAAGCUCCAUUCAAAUCGUCUCUGGAGUAUUUUAUGUAUCGACUUAUGAGGGAGUGCGCCACUUGCUCAAACAAGAUACACCCCUUGGACGCGUUGACUCGAGAGUCAAGGCAUUGAUUGCUGGCGGUGCCGCCAGUUUAGUCGGACAAACGAUAGUCGUCCCUUUUGACGUUCUCAGUCAGCAUCUGAUGGUUCUUGGAAUAAAUAGUACCAAGCAUGGCAAAAUAUACGUAGAUAAAAUGGGAAUGAAUCCGUUAGGUGUGACCCUCGAAGCCGGAAAGACUCGCGCGCAAAUCUCCGCAGAAAUAAUAAAAUUGAUUUAUCAAAGGGAUGGUUAUCGCGGUUUCUAUCGAGGGUAUAUGGCGUCUUUAUGCGCUUAUGUGCCUAACAGCGCUCUUUGGUGGGGAUUGUAUACGGUUUACCAAGACGAGCUUAUAAGACUGCUUCCGAGCUGGUUCUCGCACUUGUGCAUACAAGCGAUGGCGGGCACGUUAGGCGGUUUCACGACCACGAUCAUCACAAAUCCUCUAGACAUCGUGAGGGCACGAUUGCAAGUGCAACGAUUAGACAGUAUGUUCAGCGCGUUUAGGAUAUUGUGGAUCGAGGAGGGAUUGCACAUGUUUACCAAAGGACUCUCCGCGAGACUCCUACAAUCUGCCUGUUUUAGUUUCUCAAUAAUCUUAGGUUACGAAACAAUCAAGAGAGUAAGCAUAACCGAAGAGUACAAGAGUUACGUUCGGUGGUGAACUUCAAAGGUACUAUUACGAUUAAUUAAUUUCACGCAGAUGGAACGGAUGAUCAUCUGUGAUUUUUUCUGACUGUGACGCGCCUCUUUCAAUGCAUCACUUUUUACGCAUCAAUGAAAAGGCAAUCACAAUUUAAUUGGCAUAAAAAAAAAUUCGUAAAAGGAGCUACUUAAAUUAAUUUUUCUUGGCUAUGGAAGUACUAUUAAGUUGCGUUAGGUAUUUAGUGUGAUAAGAGCUACCUUUCGUUACACGAACAAGAGUAAUAUAUAUAAUUGCAUAAUUGUAUUAUCAUUCGUCAUUCGUUUUGCGUCAUUCGCAAUUCGCAUCCAGUAAUUUGAUAUACCACAGCAAUCUCAUAAAGAGAAGGCUCUACAUACUUUGAUGUACAUAAAACAGUAGUUCCAAAAACAGCAACUAGGAAAGUAAUUUGUAAAUCAGGGUGUUUAUUCAAUUUUGUAAAAAAAAUUUAUAAAAAUUCCCGGAUUUUCCAGAAAUUUUAUUCAAAAUAAAGACAUUUUUAUAUAAUUUUUAAAAUAUAUAUGUAUUUUAUUUUGUUUUAGAAAAGCCUUUUUUGUUUUUUAAACAUAAAUUGUAGGAAGGUAUUAAGAAAAUAUGAACCGAAUAUAACAACCUGUUCACGAUAGAUGGAUUUAACUCUGAAAGUACAGAAUUCAAAAGAUGAUUAAACACAACGCCAAUUUAAAACGAUGUAUUGUUCUAUUGUCAUUAAUAUUUUUUUUAAAAACUUGCAAGUCAAAAAAUACAUGGAUAUGUACGUUAUAUUUAUUGCUAAUCGAUUUUGUAUUUUUAAAAAAUGAUCAAGAAUGUACAAAUUUACCAGGAAAAAAAGAUAGAACUUAGAAUUUAAGAUUUUCAAAAAAAAAAAA